AUGGAAGUUGUUAGAAGUAAAUUUUCAUGCCUCAACAGCCGAGCAAUGUGCCUUGUCAUCGGAUAUUUACAUUUGUUAUCGACUUCAUUGAAUAUCGCAUGCCAUUUGCUCCUUGUAUCUAUCGUUUCUGGAGGCUUCCAGUGUGACAUAGAUGCGAACAGUCUACUUGCAGUUGACUGGCAGUGGUUAGAUCCCAUUUUAUUCUUUCUAAACUUAGGAACACACGGCUUUUACCCCUUCCCGAUUAUCAUUACGCGCGGAGUUAGCAGUUACGUCAAAUAUAUGCCAAUAUCGGAUCAACGGAAAUGCUACCCUGGAAUGCUACAUGUCUCGUUAAAUGAUGUACUUAAUUUCUUAGUGAACGUGAUAUGGUUAAGGCUGGUGAUUACUUUCAUAGCCGCUUCUCAUAAGAGAGAUCCGGAACGAAUGCGAAUGUUCUACGGUUUAUCGAUAGUGAAACUGGCCGCGCAAGUAAUAUACCUUGCCUUCCAACCCAUCACUCUUAUCACUGCCGAGGACUUUUGGUUGUGGAUAAUUUUAGAUAUAUGCAUCCAGGCACUAUUUUUAAUAAUAAUGAAUAUCUGUAUAAGGCUCUUAAGAGCAGAGAAAUCACAGCCAAUUAAUGAUCAGCCGCCAUCUUACGUCGAAUGUCUCAUUAAUACUCCGAUUCAAACCCAGAAUGUUAAAAAAGAACCGGAAAAUGUGCUACCAAUAGAAGAUAACAAGAACCAGUCGCCGGCAGUUUUACCAAUUUAA
Molecule: messenger RNA, 756 nt
Organism: Parnassius mnemosyne (clouded apollo)
Lineage: Eukaryota; Metazoa; Arthropoda; Insecta; Lepidoptera; Papilionidae
Source: the annotation of a GenBank genome assembly